This is a messenger RNA of Ceratosolen solmsi marchali, 508 nucleotides long. RefSeq names its product protein FAM32A-like. The record is from RefSeq and is a predicted model, not a curated record. Bases 108 to 449 code for a protein of 113 amino acids. The transcript has 3 exons. NCBI's taxonomy places the organism in Eukaryota, Metazoa, Arthropoda, Insecta, Hymenoptera, Agaonidae. Gene Ontology annotation, cellular component: nucleolus.
AAUUGCCUGACGUACGUAUUAUCUUCUCAGCGAUUUAUUAUUGAUAUUGUAAGUAAUUUACGUAUUUGGCAGAUUUAUUUUUGUUGAAAAAUAAGGAGUUGAUUAAUAUGCCUCCAUCGAAUGAGGAAGAUCCAUAUCAACAUGUUGCAAAAGGAACAUUGAAAAUAAAAGGCACGGAUACGUCAAGCAAGAAGAAGAAGAAGAAAAAUAAGGAAAUGAAAAAACUUGUAGAAGUUGCAAAAAUUAUUGAAGAAGAAAUGCCUGAAUCAGUUACAGUGAAACGAACAAAAGCGGAACUUGCAUUUCAGAAGAUGAAAGAAAAAACACAAAAUGAACGAAUAAAACAAAAAGCUUCUAAAACUCACAAGCAACGAGUCGAGGAAUUUAAUCGCCACUUAGAUGGCUUAACAGAGCACUUUGAUAUUCCUAAAGUUAGUUGGACAAAGUAAACUGUUACUUUAUUGUUACUAUCGAAUGCUUUCAAUAUAUUUUACAAUUUUCAAUAAUA